UGAAAUUGUUAAAAUCAAUGCUGAGCCUUGAGGGUUGUAAGGUCCUUAGGCACCAGAUGUGUUUGUUUUUCCAGCUUGUGUUGAGUUUUGCUGGAGCACUGUAGCAGGCCUGAGAAAGAAAUGUUGUCAUUAGAACAUGGUGUGUUGAAGUGGUAGGCAACUGGAAACUUGUGGAUCAUUUUUACAGAUGCAGAGAAGGUGUUGGCAAAGCAAUCACACAGUCUGUGUUGUUUUCUUAAAUCCCAAAAGUAAAGGAGACUGCAUUGCAAGCAUUGAAUAUAAUAGUGAUUUACUUGCACUUCAGUUAUUCUAGGCUAUUUAACCUGAAAGUUGUAUCUGGGGCUUCUGAGCUUCCAGUUCCCUGACAUUUAAACACAUCACCAUGUUCCCAUGAUGAGUUUUCUGUCUUGGGCCUGCAGCAGUACUCUAGCGAAGCUUAACACCAGCUAGAAGAACAAACACAUCUACCACCAAAGUACCUUACAAGCUUCAGGACUCAACAUUAACAAUUUCAGAGUGUGAACACCUCCCUCAAGGUCUUGCUCUGUAUGGGUUGCUCCCAGAACAGCCAAUCCAUUUCCAAUAUUCACGGUUCCUGUUAUCACGUAUCCAGCAGUCACUUCUUCCUGGCUUACUUUUAGCAAUCUCUUUGUUUGUUUCCUGUUCUUUUUCUCACUGUCUCGCUCUCUCACUCUCUAUCUCUCUCCCCCUCUCUCUGGAUACUUUCUCUAUCUAGUUGUCUCACUUCUUUCACCCCCACCCUGUCGUCAGCAUAAAUACACCUUUUCUCAAUUCAGUCACUGAAUUCAAAACAUUAUCUGUUAAUCUUUCUAUGGAAGCUGCCAGAUCUGCUGAGGUUCUGUUUUUGUUUUAAUUAUACACAUCACUCUAUCAAACAGCUUCUUAGAAACUUUCACACAAGCAAUUCCAUGAAUUUUAUUAUACUUCCUCUUGAUAUGAGUUAACUUUAAAUCCUAUUGGCUGACAAUCUCAUAAAUCAAUCACUGGCAUAUUACCAUCAUCCACUAAAGGGGCAUGUCAUAAGAACAAUUGUUAGUUACUCCAGUGCCUCAGCGGAGAACAACUAACACAAUGUGGCCACCAAUCAUAAUUCUGUUGCUGGCAAACUUGGCCUCAACUGAAGUGCAGUGCCCGGAUGGAAGACCUUGCCCAGAUGAAUCAACGUGUUGUAAACUUGAAUCUGGUAGUUAUGACUGUUGCCCAGUGGAAAAGAAUGUCCAGUGUUUUAAUGGGACCAAGCACUGUGGGAGACAUCACACAGAUGACACGGAUCCAUCAUCUUCAGCACUGAAAUAUCCCAGUAUUUCAGUGGAGAGCAAGACACUUGAAAUGGAAACUGCUCUGAGCACCAAUGUCAACAGUGAUAGCUCAGUAGUCUAUUGUGAUCAUACACAUUACUGUCUGGAUGGAUACACCUGUUGUAGAACAGCGACCGGAGAUUGGAGUUGCUGCCCACAAUUUCUGACUGUCUGUUGUUACGGUGGGUCAAUGUGCUGCCCACAAGACGACACAGAUCCAUCAUCCUCAGCAGUAAAAUAUCCCAGUAUUCCAAUGGAAGGCAACACACUUGAAAUGGAAACUGCUCUGAGCACCAGUGUCAACAGUGAUAGCUCAGUCCGUUGUGAUCAAACGCAUUACUGUCCGAAUGGAAAUACUUGUUGUAAAACACGGACCGGAAGUUGGAGUUGCUGCCCACUACUUCAGGCCGUUUGUUGUAACGAUGGUAUCCACUGCUGUCCUUAUGGCACCAGAUGUGACCUUCAGAGGUUAAGUUGUGUACGGGAUAGUGCCAGUAUACCAUGGCUCAUCAAGGAACCUGCAAUGAUUUGGUCAGAAGCUCUGCAAAGCAGCCUCAGUAGUGAUGGCUCGGUCGUUUAUUGUGAUGACACACAUGUUUGUAAAGCUGGAAGUACAUGCUGUAGGUUGUGGAACAAAAAAUGGGGAUGCUGUCCAUAUCAUAAUGCUCACUGCUGCUUUGAUGGACAACACUGCUGUCCCAAAUAUCACUUUUGUGAUAUAAGACAUCGAAGCUGCAGGAAGAUCUUUCCUCUUUACAAGUGGAUGCAGCUCUCCUCGAGCAAAACAUCUGAAAAAUCUGAAAAUCUUUAAAUCCGUCCUGCACCUAUCAAAGCGCCAAGUUUAACAUUACAAAGAAGGCAUGCUUCAAUUCUGCUUUGCUGCUAUGCGUAGAAAUAGCACCAAUUUUGGUAUCUUGGUUUCUAUUUGGUUGAUAUUUUCAAUAAUCACAUUACAGAAAUCAUUCUUUACUUGGCUACUUUUGAAAAAUUACCUGAUUUGUCCCUUUACCAGAAUUUGUAUCAGAGAAUAUUGUCAAAUAUGAUUGCUUUUAUUCUCCAGUAAAUCAUCAUAGAGUUUUAGUAGCAAACACAUGUAUUUUAAUUAAUUGCUAUUAAACAAGUGUCAAAAAUAUGGCAAGAAGAUUUAACUGUGUUGAUAGUAAAAAAAAAUUGAGAUUUGAA
Messenger RNA from Rhincodon typus (whale shark), 2501 nucleotides. RefSeq names its product progranulin-like. Gene Ontology annotation, cellular component: extracellular region. Bases 1093 to 2130 code for a protein of 345 amino acids. The record is from RefSeq and is a predicted model, not a curated record. Lineage: Eukaryota; Metazoa; Chordata; Chondrichthyes; Orectolobiformes; Rhincodontidae. The transcript is spliced from 6 exons.